Molecule: messenger RNA, 1413 nt
Organism: Tachysurus vachellii
Lineage: Eukaryota; Metazoa; Chordata; Actinopteri; Siluriformes; Bagridae
Gene: leprotl1
Product: leptin receptor overlapping transcript like 1
Exons: 4
Coding region: 103-498 (131 amino acids)
Biological process (GO): late endosome to vacuole transport via multivesicular body sorting pathway; negative regulation of growth hormone receptor signaling pathway
Cellular component (GO): endosome
Source: RefSeq, a predicted model, not a curated record
GUGCUAUGUAAAUCAACUCCAGUUUGUUCAGGUCUUCUUGUGUUGAGACAUAUUCGGAGGAAAUCCCUGACAUUCCGAGGGUUUUUUUUUUAUGUAGCUGCAAUGGCCGGUAUUAAAGCCCUGAUCAGCCUCUCCUUUGGUGGAGCCAUUGGCCUCAUGUUUCUUAUGCUUGGCUGUGCAUUGCCUGUGUAUAAUGAAUACUGGCCGCUCUUUCUUCUCUUCUUCUACAUCCUGUCCCCUAUCCCGUAUUGCACUUCUCGUCGCGUGGUGGAUGACACAGACUCGGCUAGUAAUGCCUGCAAAGAACUGGCCAUUUUCCUCACCACAGGGAUUGUUGUGUCUGCGUUUGGCCUACCCAUCAUAUUCGCACGUGCUAGUGUGAUCGCAUGGGGGGCCUGUGCGCUCGUCCUGACAGGAAACAUUGUCAUUUUCGGCACCAUUCUUGGCUUCUUUCUCGUCUUCGGCUCGAACGACGACUUCAGCUGGCAGCAGUGGUGAAGCGGAGAACUGUUUUUAAUCUACAUACAUUGUUACCAUGGCUAUUGCCGGGGUUCUUAUUGUCGUCUUUAUUAUUUAUAGUGACUGGCCAUCCGUAUUAAGAGGAAAUCAGUGCAAUAAGUUGUCACUGGGAUCGGUUUGACCUCAGAAGGUUUCAAGGUUUCUAGUUUUUUUUUUUUUUUUCUGCACGCAUGAUCAACGCUUUUCUACAGAAUGUAGAAUGUAAAAUGCCAUGGAAAAAAUAAGCUUCUAUGGAUAGAGAAGUCUCUUGAAGUCUGACAGACUAUCAUUUGGAGCACGUCCUUUAGCUUUAGCCUUUAGCUUGGUGAAUCUGCUGUGUAAUUUUUUUUAAGGUUAAUCACUUUUCAUGUAAUAUGGUUUUGGUUGUAAUUUAUUCACAUACAGUACAUUGUAUUCUGCCACUGUUACAUUGUAGGCAGCAGCGCACCAUCCCAUAAACCAAAAUGCCAGAGCCAUUUACUGCUGUUCCAAAUGCCUGAACAGUGCUCUAUAAAUGUGUACAUAUCACGGCCAGCUUUCCUAAAUGAUUGUUUGAUAAAUGUCUAGUCAAAUAAGACAGAAUAGUGUACAGGAGCUACAAAGCUCGUUUUGCUAACAAGGUACUGAGUACUGACUAGCAUCAUGCUAACUGUAUUUAAGCCUGUUUCAAAAUUUUCACCUGUGUAAAAUUAACAAUGUGGUGUGUGUAUUUAUAUAUAUAUAUAUAGUGAUUAUUCACUACACAGAUAGCUAAUGAUGCUAAUCAUUCUAGAAAUAUAGCAUUAUGCUAACUGUUAUCUGAAAUCAUCUCUCGCUUCAAAUGGCAUUAUAUAGUACUAUUAGCACAUCUAUUAUUUAAUUUAGUUACUCUAUAAAUGACUGUAUUUGCAAAUCCAAAUAAAUAUCUAAAUAUGA